Monascus purpureus is the source of this 1500-nucleotide messenger RNA. Lineage: Eukaryota; Fungi; Ascomycota; Eurotiomycetes; Eurotiales; Aspergillaceae. The record is from the annotation of a GenBank genome assembly.
AUGUCCGCAAGCCAGCCAGAAAUGGCCCAGACGGCCACGGGAGGCGUGCAAAUCGCCUCCCCGUCGCCAGAGACUCGACAGAUCAUCAGACAAAUGAACGCUGCAUACGACUGGACUGGUCCAGACGAUCCGGAUAAUCCCCGAAAUUUCCCUUUGGCCGUGCGCGUCUUCAGCAUCGCUGCGAUUACAUCGCUGGCCUUCGUGGCUACAUUUGCGGGUGCGUUGUACGCGCCGGCGCAAGAAGCUGUGAUGGACGCGUUCCAUUGCGCCUCCGAGGUUGCCAUGCUGCCUCUAUCCCUGUACAAUCUGGGACUGGCAUUUGGACCGCUUGUGGGAGCUCCUCUCUCCGAGACGUACGGGAGAAAAGCAGUUUAUCUGGUCACUACGCCUGUUUUCGCUGUGUUCAUGUUGGGCGCUGGCUUUGCGCGGAAUAUCACCACUCUGUGCGUGUGUCGCUUUUUCGCAGCUAUGUUUGCGUCGCCAAACAUCAACAAUGCUUCUGCGACUAUCCUUGACUUCACCGCGGCGCACCACCGUGGUGUCAGUCUGGGUAUCUACUACUCGCUGCCGUCGUUUGGCGCGUCGCUGGCUCCCCUUGUCGGGGGUUUCGUGAUGAAGACCAACAACUGGCGAUGGACGCAGUGGAUUGCUGUCAUUGUAUCCAUCGCCUUCUAUAUACCGGUCUUGUUUACCAAGGAGUCGUAUAAGAAGGUCAUUCUCCGUCGCCGCGCGAUCAGGAUGGGCGUGUCGGAUUCUUCGUCUCAGCAGACAUCCCCGAUGAGAGCACUUCGAUAUUUCCUCACGACACUCAUUCUGCGGCCGCUACAUAUGCUAGCCACCGAGCCGAUAGUCACCUUCGUCAGUCUGUAUAAUGGCUUACUCUUUGGCCUUCUGUACGCCUUUGUGACGUCCAUCCCGUGGAUCUUCAGAACCUACUAUGGCUUCGGUCAGACGGGCCAGUCGCUCUCCUACCUCGGCGUGACCCUUGGAACAAUUCUCGCUUGUGUUCCGUUCGUCUUCAUCGACCGGUCCCUCUACCAGAAACGCCUCCGCGAGUGGCGCCAGACGCACGACAAUACUGAGCCCCUGCCGCCUGAGAACCGUCUCGUCCCUGCGAUGGUUGGCUGCUUCCCAUUACCGGCCAGUCUUCUUCUCGCAGGCUGGAUGGCAGAGCAUCGAGUGCAAUGGAUUGUACCCAUACUCUUCCAAGGCAUUGCGAUGAUGAGUUCCUUGCUCGUUUAUGCCGGCGCAAAUCUCUUCAUGCUUGACACCUACGGCCCACUUCACGGUGCUUCAGCGUCUGGGGCGAUGAUGCUGAGCAGGUACUUGAUGAGUUUUGCGUUUCCGAUGUUCACGUUACAGAUGUUUGAGGCGCUGGGCGCGGGUUGGGCGUUGAGUGUCCUAGCCCUCAUGACCUUCUUGAUGGCUCCCAUACCCUGGUGUUUCUGGGUCUUUGGUGAACGGCUGAGGAGCAAGAGUAAAUAUGAGACGAGUGCCUGA